Molecule: messenger RNA, 3535 nt
Organism: Acanthopagrus latus (yellowfin seabream)
Lineage: Eukaryota; Metazoa; Chordata; Actinopteri; Spariformes; Sparidae
Gene: snx17
Product: sorting nexin 17
Exons: 15
Coding region: 69-1487 (472 amino acids)
Biological process (GO): signal transduction; intracellular protein transport
Cellular component (GO): early endosome
Molecular function (GO): phosphatidylinositol binding
Source: RefSeq, a predicted model, not a curated record
GCUGUAGUGGUGGUGGUGGAGGUGGUGGCGUUUGAGGACUUGUCGUCGGGCGGUGAUUCCAGCAAAAAAUGCAUUUCUCCAUACCCGAGACGGAGAUUCGUUCGGGAGAGAAUGGAUCGACCUAUGUGGCCUACAACAUCCAUGUCAAUGGCGUGCUGCACUGUCGAGUACGCUACAGUCAACUUCUCGGCCUCCACGAACAGAUAAAAAAAGAGUAUGGCAGCAAUGUGGUGCCUGCCUUUCCUCCAAAGAAGAUCUUCACACUGACUCCUGCUGAGGUCGAACAGAGAAGGGAACAGCUGGAGAAAUACAUGCAGGCUGUGCGCCAGGAUCCUUUGCUUGGAGCCAGUGAGAUGUUCAACAGUUUCUUAAGAAAAGCACAGCAGGAGACGCAGCAGAUUCCCACAGAAGAAGUCGCUCUAGACAUCUGCCUCUCCAACGGUCAGAAAGUCACAGUCAACAUUCUGACCUCGGAUCAGACGGAGGAUGUCCUUGAUGCUGUCGCAACAAAGCUCGACCUUCCAGACGACCUUGUUGGAUACUUCAGCCUGUUUCUCGUCCGGGAGGGUGUCGAUGGAGGUUUAACAUUUGUGCGGAAGCUGCAGGAGUUUGAGCUGCCGUAUGUAUCCAUUACCAGCUUGCGGAGCUCUGAAUUUCAUAUACUCCUACGGAAAAGUUACUGGGACAUGGCGUAUGAUGGUGAUGUCAUGGACAACAGAGUUGGCCUGAAUUUGCUAUACGCCCAGACAGUGUCUGACAUCGAGCGAAGCUGGAUACUCGUCAACAAAGACCAGCACAGGCAGCUCAAAUCACUGCAGGAGAAAGGCUCCAAGAAAGAAUUCAUCCAUCUAGGUCAGACUCUCAAAUAUUACGGCUAUAUCAAGUUUGACCCUUGCAUCACCGACUUCCCCGAGAAGGGCUGCCAAGUCAUCGUCAGCGCCGGCAACAACGAGCUCAACUUCCAUGUCAAGCUGCCCAACGAGCAGAUGAAGGAGGGGAGCUUCAAGGUCACACGCAUGAGGUGUUGGCGAGUCACGUCUUCUCAAGUCCCGAUAGCCAACGGCACCACCAAUCCCUGCAGCUCGUCCAAGUGCGAGGUCAAACUGGAGCUGGCCUUUGAGUACCUGAUGAGCAAGGACCGCCUCCAGUGGGUCACAAUCACCAGUCAACAGGCUAUCAUGAUGAGUAUCUGCCUUCAGUCUAUGGUGGAUGAACUAAUGGUGAAGAAGUCUGGCGGCAGCAUAAAAAAGAUGCUGAGGAAACGACACAACGGCUCCAUCCACCGGUCAGACAGUCAGCAAGCUGUGAAAUCUCCCCCUCUACUGGACUCCCCCGACCCGAACCGUGAACAAAUCGUCAAACUCUCGACCAAGCUGAGCUCCGUGUCCCUCCGAGGGAUCAGCGCCUCCAACUCGGCGAACGACAUCAGCGGCAAUGAUUUCCACGGCAACUACGCUUUCGAGGGAAUCGGGGACGACGACCUGUAACCGCCGACCCGCCCCCUCCCCCCCUUUCCUCUUCAUUCCACUGUCAACGACUGGGACGAUGAAGAUUACGAGCUGAGCUGAGCCGAGCAGAGCCGAGCGGACCAAACACGGCACACGAUUCUGCAAGAUUGUAGCUUCUUCCCUGGAGAAAAAAAAUCGCUGCCUUAAGCUCUCGUUUAAUCUUUGACAAUGUCCUUUCGUUUAGACUCUUACAGCUCAUCUUGAUUUGUAUUUUAGUUACAAUCAUCGUAUUCAGUUGAGAAGUUUGUCCGUCGUGUUUUUAAACUUGUGGCAACAUACAGUCCAUAGCAUGUGAAGCUACAGGUACUCGAAUAGGGAGGCUUUCUGUAUGUUACCGUUUGAUUUUUCUACUUAGCUUCAUUCACAUGGAUUACUGUUUCAUGCACAGUAUAUGUGAAGUUCUUUAAUGCAGUUAAAUCCUGGAGGUACAAAGUAGAUUAAUAUAUUGUAAAGUACAUGAAGAAAUCCUGCUAGAUCCUGGAUUCUUCCCUUUGGUGGCUGCAUGUUCCUAUUGAGAGCCAAAUGUUUAGUUAGACCUGGCACUAGUGAUAAUACAGCAGAACUGGAUAUGGAUAGUUCUCGAAAAUGAGUCCAGUGAAUGUGUUGAAAAUCGAUCUCACAACUGUAGAGCUUACUCACAUGGAAGAUUUGGCUUGGCUAUAUACCAAAACGUCAUGUUUUUAUACCGUCAGUGGUCCUCUGUGUGUCGCGCUACUCGUGUGCUAAGUCUUAGCAAAGAUGCCAGCGGUGUUUGUUUUUUUUUUCCAGCUUCUGUUUGAGGCACAGUCACUCAUACUGCCUUCAGAAAUAGUCUGAUGCCUUAACUUUUCCUUUCCCAGCCUCGCAGGCUGUCAUUUAACCGGACAUUGGUUGGAACUUAACCGCCAGCGCCAGCCGCUGUUUCCUAGAAUCUUGCAGAGCUUGAUAGAUGGUUGAUUUGGCCGAGCUGCUUGCACUUGCUGAACCCAUCAUUUUGCACAGUAUUAACAGGUGGAGAUGAAUGUUUUGAGUGGAAGCAUGACUUUUUAACAUUGUGAGGAGAUUUUAUUAUUUUGUUUUCCUUCCAAGGGGCUCUGUAAAUCCAUCUAUGAUUUUAUUUUUUAAACCGAUUUUUUAAAGGUUUCUCAUAAAUGCCAAAUUAUAGUUUACUAAAGCAUUUUGCACAAAACAAACAUAAAAAAUUAUGACAAUGUCACUUUUUAUAUUAUGUACAUGCAAUUAAGUAUUCUGAACAUUUACUAAUACCUUUAUCAUCAAUAGCUUAUUGUAAUCAAAUAGAUCAAAUGUAAUCUAAGCUGUAUAGAACAAAAAUUUUAAAUGGACUAACAUUUAUCAUUGUUUACAUAAUGUUUAGCGGUGUUUAUUAGUUAAAAUGGAAAGUGUUUACAAAUUUUAAAUCUGAUUUUCUGUCUUUUUUUUUUUUUGCGAGUGAGGGUGUUGUGGCGAGCAUUCUUUGGGGCUUCAGUUCAUUGUAAUUUGUAUGUACAUUGUGCCAAUCAUCUCAGAGGAUUUAGUUGAAAAGGUGCUUUCGGUGAAGUGGCUAAUGUGAUCACAAUUUCUGGAGUGAACAAAAAAGAACACAUCUCGCUGUUUAACAAGACAUUUCAUUCCACUUUUAUCGGCGUCUUUUCGAAGCCUCUACAUGUAAAUCAGUGCCAACCUAUCAACAGCUUUACUCUCACAGGUAGCCAGAACUGUAAAUGAAACGUUCUCAGUAUAAAAUGUCUCGUUCUGUCACUGCUUUAGCUUCUUUUCCGUCUCCAGUUGCAUUCACAGUUGGGAUUUUCUAUUUUCUCGAUCCCUGUAGAUACCAUAUUACAUGGAAGCUGCAAAGGUCCUGGACGUUAGUAAUCUGUAGGUGCCAAAAUUACACUUUCAAGUGCAUUUAUCAUCAGCAUCACAUUUCCAGAAAAAUGUCAAGAUUUAAUGAAGAUUGUUUUGACUGGAUUCAUUCCACUACUUUUUAUUUCAGUCGUAAGGUCGGAGACAACUGUCAUGAUGCUACAAUAAACUCUGAAAUUAGGUGA